CAUUGCGGUCUCGUCGGAAGAUGAAUGAAAAGUGCCCGCGCAAAAUUCUCGUUCUACUUUGUCUAUUUUUAACACAACAACUUGGCCAAUGCCACACCACGAGCGAAACGGCGAAAGUGCGCACGGGUCGCCUGGUAUCGCGUCUUUAUCGUCGACAACUUACCGAUAUGCUUAAUAUACUCGACGGGGAUAUCGAUCCGUGUGAAGAUUUCUUUACGCACGCCUGCGGUGACUAUGCCAAAGCAAUGCGUGGUGAAUUGCGAUCGAGUGAAGAAGCGAAUGUGGAUGGCAAUACCGCAUCAAAUACAGUAUCACCAUUUUUAUAUAACUACGAGGAUCGUAUGAAUUUCUUUGAAAGCAGGAGGACAAAUUUUGCCACACCUUCUGGUCAACUGCUUGGCGCCCUCUACGCUUCUUGCAAGAAACGUAAUCGGUCGCCACUUACUCAGUGGCGUCGCAUGUUGCGAGAAAUUUCCUUACUCGCAGAGAACGCGCGUCUCUAUCUGGAAUGGCCGUUGCUGCGACAUGAGUGGGAAGACUUGGAAGCACAGCAUUUUUACUUAGAUUGGAUGCAGUUGGCCGCAGAUUUGGCAGCACAUGGUGUGUUCAAUUUUUUACAUAUCUUCUUCGCUGAGGGCACAAUUUUUAUAGCGCCAGUGAGCACGCAGGAUAUACGUUGUGAAUCGCUAUAUGAAUGGCAAGUACAAUUGCUGCCCUUCCGACGUAAACGUAGCAAGCAAGCGUUGCAGGUGAUUGCCAGUGAGCUGCAUACAUUUUGUCGUGAGCUGAUUGGUAAACUACCUCUUGACCCUGAAUUGCAUGCUGAAAAUUAUACUCGCAACGAGAGCCAGGAAGAUGCCUUUGAUUUGUUCUCUUACAACGUGCUUGGCAAAUACCUGCAAAUGCUUUUCGAACGCCUUCGGUUUAGUCAUAAAGAGGUGACGGAGGCGCGUGUAAUAUUAAUCGAAGAAGCGCGUUUGCGUGAUAUUGUUGCACUCGUACGCUCCACACAUCCAAGUGUACUUUUUAAUUUCGUCUUAUGGCAAGUUUAUGCAACACUCCGGUAUGAAGAUUGCUUCAUGCUCACUGAAGAGUUUGAGGAAUUACUUUUGUCAGAAUACUGGAAUUGGGAUGUAUUUAAUGAGCAUUUCACUCGCAAAGUUGCCUUGGCCACUUAUCUUUAUCACACCACACGCUUUCAGGACCGACGACGUGCGGUGCUCUUGGGUGAACAGUGGGAUCGUUUUUUGUAUGUGAAGUUACAACGCAGUGAUUUCAAUUUGCCGCGGCUAUUAGCCACCUAUGCUAAAACUAGCUUAGAUCCGGCCAACCUUACAGUUAUUUAUGAGGCUGAUAAAUUGGUUGAAGGGGAUUUCUAUGGAAAUUUACUCGCUUUGCGUCGCCUGCAGCUAAGAAACACAUUCUAUACUGCCUUCAUUGAUCGGGAGGAUUACAAUCAUCCCAUCUACUUUUUGCGUCAUUUUCUUCAUUUCACCAUUUUGACAAUGCAACGUCCACUUUUUCACUACUUCGCCACCCUUGGUUUCGAUUUGUGGCACAAACCAGAUUUGCUCUACAGUUCAGAUGGUUACUAUACGGCUUUGGAUUGUCUGGAACAUCAAUCGUUGUUAAAUUUUGACGAUACGGCUAUGCUUCAAGUGCUGGAUGAAUCACAAGUCACUGAGACUUUUCGAUUUUACCGUGCCUUCAUUGAAUCCUUGAAGGAUUAUGAAUUCUGGUUGGAGGGUGAGUCUUUUGCAUUCGCAGAGCAGUAUGCGCUGGAAUAUUUUGGUUUGACUUCAAAGCGGAUUCUAUUCUAUGCUGUGGCACAAUUGCAUUGUGGACGAAAUGAUGUAUGGUAUGGGUUGUUGAUCAAUCGGAGCUUCAUGAAUAUGCCCCAGUUCGAAGCGGCCUUCGAGUGCGAUGCGGAGGUACAUAUGAAUCCGCAGGUCAAGUGUAUGAUCAAUCACUGUGAAUGAGGAGCGAUAUGUAGAUCUAGUAAAGAGGCGUUAACCGCUACAUAAAAAAAUUAGCUGAAUAUAUUAAGAAUAAAAUUAAUGUAUAAAUAAUAAGGGAUGUGUUGUUUGUGUGGAUGAAAACAGUGCAGCGAAAAAUCCUCAUGAUACGAGUGCUCACAAAUCUAAAAGUAAAUUAUCGAUUUUGAGGUUUUAGUCCUUGACUUAAAUGAAAUUGUGAAGUUUUAAAGAAUGCCGAAAGCCAAAAACUGUUAAAAAUAGAAUAAUAAACCCUUCUUAUUCAUAUUUUAUACAUAUCGCUUACCAUACAUAUUUUCAAAUAUCACUGUACGAUAGUACCAAAGGCGACGGAACUGGUCUGCAUC
Molecule: messenger RNA, 2341 nt
Organism: Anastrepha obliqua
Lineage: Eukaryota; Metazoa; Arthropoda; Insecta; Diptera; Tephritidae
Exons: 1
Coding region: 21-1979 (652 amino acids)
Biological process (GO): protein processing
Cellular component (GO): plasma membrane
Molecular function (GO): metalloendopeptidase activity
Source: RefSeq, a predicted model, not a curated record